Erigeron canadensis is the source of this 852-nucleotide messenger RNA. RefSeq names its product probable glutathione S-transferase. Lineage: Eukaryota; Viridiplantae; Streptophyta; Magnoliopsida; Asterales; Asteraceae. Gene Ontology annotation, cellular component: cytoplasm. Gene Ontology annotation, biological process: glutathione metabolic process. Gene Ontology annotation, molecular function: glutathione transferase activity. The record is from RefSeq and is a predicted model, not a curated record. The transcript has 3 exons. Bases 107 to 760 code for a protein of 217 amino acids.
CUAACAAAAUAAAAAGCUAUCCAAAAGAACAAAGCAUAACCCUUUUAUUUUAUUUUAUUUUGUCAUUAAUCAAUUCUCUGAGAAAAACAAAAAAAAACUAGAAGAAAUGGCAGAUGAUGAAGUGAAGUUGCAUGGAGUUGGUGGAAGUCCAUUUGUUGCUAGAGUGAAAAUUGCAUUGAAAUUGAAAGGAAUCGAAUAUGAAAACAUUGAAGAGGUGCUUAGCAACAAGAGCGCUGACCUUCUCAAGUAUAACCCAGUCCAUAAAAAAGUGCCAGUCUUGGUACAUAAUGGAAAACCGGUAUGUGAGUCUCUUGUGAUUGUUGAAUAUAUUGAUGAAGUUUGGAAAGGUACUGUUCCCAUUUUGCCACAAGAUCCUUACCAGAAAGCACUUGCCAGAUUUUGGGCCAAGUUCAUCGAUGACAAGUGUAUGCCUGCAGUUUUCAAGGUUUUCAGCAGCAUUGGGGAUGAGCAAGUUCUCGCGGAAGCUUAUGAGCAGCUCGGAAUAUUAGAAAAGGAACUUGAAGGCAAGAAGUUUUUUGGAGGUGAAAGCAUCAACCUGGUUGAUAUUGCUGGUUGUUUCAUAAGCUAUUGGCUUGGAGUAGUUGAGGAAGCAGCCGGUCUUAAGGUUGUCACCAAAGACAAGUUCCCAAAACUAACCCAAUGGGCUGAUAACUUUGUCAACUAUCCUGUCGUCAAGGAAAUCUUACCUCCAAGAGAAAAUCUCCUUUCAUUUUUCAGGAAGCGAUUUGGUAAGGAGUGAUAAUAGUUCAUGAAUUGAAGGUCAUAAACAUAUGCGAGCUUGUUAGAUCGAGCUAUGGUUUUCAUGUAUAACAUCCAUUGAUGUUGCAAUAA